Molecule: messenger RNA, 2907 nt
Organism: Nylanderia fulva
Lineage: Eukaryota; Metazoa; Arthropoda; Insecta; Hymenoptera; Formicidae
Product: mutS protein homolog 5-like
Biological process (GO): chiasma assembly; mismatch repair
Cellular component (GO): nucleus
Molecular function (GO): mismatched DNA binding; ATP-dependent DNA damage sensor activity; ATP binding
Source: RefSeq, a predicted model, not a curated record
UCAAAGAAAAAAAUUAUAAAAUAUGUAAUGUGAAGUUUGGUGCAAACUUAGCGAACACGAUUAACGUCUUUUACGAAUCAACUUCAGGUCAUUCAGUUGUUACUUUGUCGUAGCAUUGUUGCGUGCAUUUUGAAUCUAAAAUCCGAAAAACGAACGAUAAAAAAUGAGCUUGCCGAGUUGCUCAAGAAAUAGAUCAUCGACUCCUUUUUUAGCUAAUGUUCCAGUGGAAUUCGAAUCGAUAUUAAACGAAACUAGCAGCGAUGAAGAAGAGUUUAGAAGCCCGAAUAUUCCAAUGACGCAAUCAAGCGCUACAGCGCAAAAACAAUCGAGCAAUGUUAGUUCUGCGAUGCAGUUUGGCAAUUUUUCUAAUAGAGACGAGAUCAUUUUAGCUAUGAUCUGGUCGAACAAUCAGUUGGGUGCAGCCUAUUUCAACUUUCUCACGUCCGAAUUGUUCGUGAUGGACGAUACCUACGACGACGGUGUUAAUUUUCAUAUCACGAAGACACUGUACAAGCAGUGCCAACCACGAUACGUCAUCACGUUCUCCGGUACAUCCGACGCGUUCCUUACGACGAUCGAGGCUUUGGUAAUGUCGGAAACGUCGAGUGAAUUGAACAGAUCAGCGGAUACGAGCAGUGUGGGGCCGACGCAGGUCUCGCUGAGGGUGAUGCGGAAGAAGGAACACAGCUUCGACAGAUGCUAUCACAGAGUUCGAAGUCUCAAGCUCGAGUCGGAGCCGGCGAACGCCAAUGACGUCGAGAGACAUGUCUUCCUUCAGGGCCUGUUGAAUUUCAAAUCGAGCGUCAUGAUACACACAUUGGGUCUGCUCUUGAUCCAUAUCGAUCAGCAUUGGAGCAAUAUUACGCUGAAUAAGGAUCCAGCUGCCAGACCUAGCUUUGUAUCUUUGACUAGCGUGACAUUACGUGACAUUGUCAUGAUAAAUGACGAUACUUACGAGGCUUUAAAUAUCGUACACACCAGACAUCAUCCAAGUCUUUUCAAGUGUGGCGAUGCGGCAUCGAAGAAACAAAGCGAAAGCUUAUUCAUUCUUUUGAACCGUUGCCAAUCAAGUCCUGGAAUGCUUUUUUUGUGGAAAACGUUGCAACAUCCUACAAGAAAUAUCGAAAUUCUUAAUGAAAGAUUCGAAGUCGUCGAGUUCUGCCUUAAUCCGAAUAAUCAAAGUAUCGUCGAGAAUUUGACGUUAUGUUUAAAGCAGGUUUAUCGUUUGACUAAUGUUACUUUGAAUCGACAUUUAGCGCAGCAGGCUAAAUUUUCUGAUUGGGUACGAUUGCAUAAGACGAUAUCUUCCAUAAUUUACAUCGCCGACAUAUGCGAAGAACACCGUAAAAAAGUGAAGCUGUUUCAUAAAAUCGUUGAUACUAUCACAAAGGAAGUACGCUACAUCAAAUAUUUUAUCGAAUACAUAGUGGAUUUCAGCGCGAAGAAAUCUGAAAAUGAUUUCAUUGUUCGAGCAAACGUGGAUUCACACUUGGAUAAAUUGCAUCACGUAAGAGGCACUUUACCUAAGACUCUGACACAAAUGGCAGAGAAAGAUAUGAUAGAGCAUCUUCCAUCUUGGGUGACAACCUGCAGAAUGGUAUACAUACCGAAUAUCGGAUAUCUUUUAGCAUUAACUCAACGGAAUCCAUCGCCAGCCGACAAUGAGAAUUUUCAGAAUUUAGAGUUGAAAUUUGUUAGUAAAGACACGCGUUAUUUUAAAAGUCCCGGUGCUAAAGAGUUAGACGAUAGUAUAGGAGAUAUAAUGUUAAGGAUUACCAAGCGAGAAAGUUACAUUAUAUUGAAGCUCGUAAAAUAUAUAAAUAAACACGCAGCAUCAAUUUUCAAUGCGAUUCAAUUAUGCGCUGAAUUAGAUACGUUACUGGCAUUUUCUGUAGUCGCCCGAGAAUAUAAUUAUGUAAAGCCAAAUAUGGUGGAGCGUCAGAUUAUAGCAGUGGAACAAGGUCGACACCCGUUGCAAGAAUUUUUAACGACGUUCGUUCCGAAUGACACCUACUCUGGGGACGGAAAGAGUCUCAUAAAAGUUUUAACCGGUCCGAACGCUUCCGGCAAAAGUACUUAUCUCAGACAAAUUGCACUCAUCGUGUUCAUGGCUCACGUCGGCUGCUACGUACCAGCCAAAUCAGCCACCAUAGGAAUAAUGACUCAUAUUCUGACACAAAUUACGUCCAUAGAAAGUAUUGCUCUAAAUACGAGCAUGUUCAUGCAAGAUUUGCGACAGAUAAACUCCUCUCUCAACGCGUCCACAUCAAAUUCCCUCGUCAUUUUAGACGAAUUCGGAAACGGAACAUCCGAAGUGAGUGGUCUGUCAUUGCUCGCAGCUGUUUUGAAUAAUUUCGUCCAGCGAGGGAUUCACUGUCCACACGUGUUUGUGGCCACGCACAUGCAUCGGAUAAUGAACAUGUUGCCGCAAAAUCCAAUAAUCAAGGAACAGACUUUCGAGUUUGUCAUAAACGACGACUGUUCCGUGGCACAUCUUUAUCGUAUAACUACUGGACAUACGACAUGUAGUUUCGCACAUGCAGCUGCGCGAAUGGCGGGUUUAGACGAAGACGUUGUUAAACGAGCAGAAGAGGUCUAUGAAAAGUUUAAAGUCGGCGAGUUACCUCCGCGUCUACCGCAAGCUGCAAAACAAGACAUGCCGGUGCGCAUUAUUGAACGAUUAUUAGACUCUGAGGAGUUUAAUAUGGAAGAAUUGAAAUCGUUGGUUAUUCAAGUCACGGAUUCACUAUUUGCAGGGAGCAAAUAAAAAAUGUUGAAAUUGGAAAAGAGAGAAGAAAUUUCUCUGGAAAUUAUUUCGAUACUUCGUGAUCACAUAAAUAUUUCGGUUUAAUUUUUCAUUGAAAAGACAAAUAUAAUAUUAUUAGUAUUCGAUACUUGAUGAUCAUA